Messenger RNA from Gracilinanus agilis (Agile Gracile Mouse Opossum), 1993 nucleotides. It is a transcript of the gene MAG, whose product is annotated as myelin associated glycoprotein. The transcript is spliced from 8 exons. The coding region runs from base 1 to 1620 and encodes 539 amino acids. The record is from RefSeq and is a predicted model, not a curated record. NCBI's taxonomy places the organism in Eukaryota, Metazoa, Chordata, Mammalia, Didelphimorphia, Didelphidae.
AUGGGUCUGUGUAAUUCCUUGCACCCUGGCCUGGGCUGUCACGUGCAAUCAGACUCAGAGAUGUUGGUGGCAGGGAUUGUGUUGGGCCUGGUGCUGGUGCAGAGAGCAGGCCAGGCAGUCACUAAGAAUUCUUUAAAGGCUUACUAUGUGCCAAACACCCCCAGCAUCGUGGUGCCCCCUGAAGUCGUGGCGGGCACAGAAGUGGAGAUCAGCUGCAUGGUGCCUGACAACUGUCCUGAGCUGCACCCAACGCUGAGCUGGUUGGGCCAUGAUGGCCUGGGGGCUCCGGCUGUGCUGGGCAGGAUGCGGGAGGAUGGGGGGACCUGGCUGCAGGCCUCACUGCUGCACUUCGUGCCCACUCGAGAGGCUAACGGGCACCGGCUUGGCUGCCAGGUCACCUUCCCCAACACCACCUUUCAAUUUGAGGGCUACGCCAGCCUGGACAUUAAAUACCCCCCUUUAAUUGUGGAGAUGAAUACUUCUGUGGAGGCCAUUGAGGGCUCACAGGUGAGCUUGCUCUGUGGGGCAGACAGUAACCCAACCUCUCUGCUCACCUGGAUGAGGGACGGGGCUGUACUCAGGGAGGCUGUGGCCAGGAGCUUGGCCCUGGAGCUGGAGGACCUGACCCCCGAGGAAGAUGGCAUCUAUGCCUGCUUGGCUGAGAACGCCUAUGGGCAAGACAACCGCACCGUGGGCCUUAGCGUCAUGUAUGCUCCCUGGAAACCUUCAGUAAACGGAACCGUGGUGGCCGUGGAAGGGGAAGCUGUGUCCAUCUUGUGCUCCACACAAAGCAACCCAGACCCCAUCCUCACCAUCUUCAAGGAGAAGCAGAUUCUGGCCACGGUCAUUUAUGAGAGCCAGCUGCUGCUGGAGCUGCCAGCGGUCACUGCCGAGGAUGACGGCGAAUACUGGUGUGUGGCCGAGAACCAGUAUGGCCAGAGGGCCAGCGCCUUCAACAUCUCGGUGGAGUUUGCCCCUGUGAUCCUCCUGGACUCCCACUGUGCAGCGGUGAGGGACAUGGUACAGUGUGUCUGUGCCGUCAAGUCUAACCCGGAGCCUGCAGUGGCCUUUGAGCUGCCAUCUCGAAAUGUGACCGUAAAUGAGACGGAACGGGAAUUCGUGUACUCGGAACGGACGGGGCUCGUGUUUACCAGCAUCCUCACCCUUCGGGGGCAGGUGCAAGCCCCCCCCAGGGUGGUCUGUUCCGCUCGGAAUCUCUAUGGCACCAAGACCCUUGAGCUGCCCUUCCAGGGAGCCAACCGACUGAUGUGGGCAAAAAUCGGGCCCGUGGGAGCAGUAGUCGCCUUUGCCAUCCUCAUUGCCAUCGUCUGCUACAUCACCCAGACGCGCAGGAAGAAGAACAUGACUGAGAGCCCCAGCUUUGCAAGUGGGGAGAAUCCCCCUGUUCUGUUCAGCAGCGACUUCCGUAUUCCGGGGGUGCCCGAGAAAUCUGAGAGUGAGAGGCGCCUGGGCGCUGAGAGGAGGCUGCUGGGCCUUCGAGCGGAACCCCCGGAACUGGACCUGAGCUACGCCCAUGUGGAUCUGGGCAAGCGCCCCACCAAGGAUAGCUACACCCUAACAGAAGAAUUGGCUGAGUAUGCAGAGAUCCGGGUCAAGUGAGAGGCUGAGGGGCUGCCUGCCUCUUACCUGCCCUCAGGACCCCCCACCCCAGGAUCUCCCCAGCCACAGCCAUGUGUGGCUUCUAGGGCUAGCUUCUGGCUCCCCUUCCUCUCAUGGCAAAGUGAGGGGGGAAGGGAAGGGGAGAGGACCUAGCAGUCUGGCCUCCCCCUCCCCAACCCCCCCCCCCAUCUUCCUAGAUCCUGGUUCUGCCCUCUCCUUUCCCACAUCAUGGCUCCUCUCUAACCUCCAUCUACUUUGUUCAUCAGUCCAGAGGGGAGUUGCUGUCCCUGUUAUUUAUUACAAUGCCCCCCACCUUCUCCCUUUCUCCUCUGUGGCCCCAAGGUCUGUACAGAGGGAACACUCAAUAAAUGUC